Molecule: messenger RNA, 1816 nt
Organism: Xyrauchen texanus (razorback sucker)
Lineage: Eukaryota; Metazoa; Chordata; Actinopteri; Cypriniformes; Catostomidae
Gene: ap1s1
Product: adaptor related protein complex 1 subunit sigma 1
Exons: 5
Coding region: 141-617 (158 amino acids)
Biological process (GO): vesicle-mediated transport; intracellular protein transport
Cellular component (GO): membrane coat; AP-1 adaptor complex; intracellular membrane-bounded organelle
Molecular function (GO): clathrin-cargo adaptor activity
Source: RefSeq, a predicted model, not a curated record
CAGAGCACAUGCGCGUUUCCGGUGAUGACGCUACCUGUCUCCAGUCCAUUAGAUAUGUAUUAAAAAUAUCUGGCGGUAUUUCGCAAAAAGGGGUUUGUUGUCCACUGAGAUUACCUGGCCGUUCUUAAUAAGCCGUCGAAAUGAUGCGCUUUAUGCUUCUGUUCAGCCGGCAGGGGAAGCUGCGGCUCCAGAAAUGGUACACCGCUACAGCUGAGCGUGACAAGAAAAAGAUGGUCAGAGAGCUCAUACAGGUGGUGCUGGCCAGAAAACCCAAAAUGUGCAGCUUCCUGGAGUGGAGGGAUCUUAAGAUAGUCUACAAGAGGUAUGCCAGCCUGUAUUUCUGCUGCGCAGUGGAGGAGCAGGACAAUGAGCUGAUUACCCUAGAGGUCAUCCAUCGCUUUGUGGAGCUGCUGGAUAAGUACUUUGGCAGUGUUUGCGAACUUGAUAUCAUUUUUAACUUUGAGAAAGCGUACUUUAUCCUGGAUGAGUUUCUGAUGGGGGGAGAAAUUCAGGACACAUCCAAGAAGAGUGUGCUCAAGGUCAUCGAACAGGCCGAUCUUCUACAAGAGGAGGAUGAGUCACCCAGGAGUGUCCUAGAGGAGAUGGGGCUGGCCUAGUACUUUCAAUGCAGUCAAGACAUGAUACAUUUUAGUACUACUGAGACACAUGGGAUUAUGUAAAGGGAGUUUGCAGAAAAUGGGUCCAAAGGGAGGGCAGAGAAGAUGAAAAGAGGGGGGAAUAAUGGGUAGGUGGGAUUAAUAUUGGUACUAAUGAGAUCAGCAUGUGAUUGUAUUUCUAUCACAACCUGUUUUGUCUUUCUAUUUUAAAAUGGCUGCUUUUAGCCAGGAUCUCCUCUUAAAAGACACUGAAAAAAGUACAUUGCAGAUAGACACUUGAAUUUAACAAACAGAGACAUAUUUGGAAAAAGAAGUUUGGAUUGUACAUUUGAGUUUUGCCAUUGUAACAACAGCUCAUACAAUCUCAGUUUUUAUUUAAAAGAAAGAUUUUGUUGUUGCAUUGAUCAAGUGACCUGCUUUUUAAAGAACUACGUGUAAUAGAUGGAACCUCAAAUUAAUUCUUCCUAUAUGCUACAACUAAACAUAUACCUUACAUAUAGCUUAUAGCUGCUCAGGAAACAAUGACAUUGACUAUCCAGCCAUGUUUUUUUUUUUUGUGUGCGCGCGAUGCUAUUGUUUACUUAUACCACUUAAAAUGAACUACUGUUGCAACAUAUGGACCACACAUCAAACUUUGAUAACUGUCCUGCAAUGUUGGGGUGACUGUAUCCAUGCAAUCAGCUCCUCAGUUGCAUAAUCAGCCACUUAAUGAAUUUCUGAUGGGUAAUUUUUAAGAAUGUAAAGAAUUAAAUAAUUUAUUCACUAAAUGGUAGGAAUCUUAAAUAUACCUUUUUAAAUGGCUUGAAUACUGAAUAAACUAUUUUCUGUAGUUUAUACAUUCUUUUCUUUCCCUUUGAGCAACAGCAGUAAAAUGUCUGAAUGUUUAUCUUGCUGUGAGACCUGGGCAAAUAACCUCAACCACAAAAUUGCCCUCAAGCUCUUUCCUGUUUAUCUUGGUCUAUACUUUGCUGUCCAUAGAAUAAUGAAUAAGGGAAUUAUUGUAGCUUGUUUCAGAUAAGAAAAGAGGGCUUUGAUAUUGAGUGUGAUUUAUUUACAUAACUUUAUAAACAGGUGUGAGACACUUUUUAACAAGUAAAUAAUUCAGCAUGAGGGCAUGCAUUACCGGUUUAAAAUCAGUCAAGUAACCAAAACAGAAUUGUGUGUGAAUGUAAUUUUGUAAUUAAAUAAAAAAAUGUUAU